AUGACAAAAGUUGCAUUUACAACAGAUGUCGGAGGCGUCGUUAGCGAUGAUGACGACAAGGACUACGAAAACGAUGAUUUUGAGGAGGAGCCCGCCAAGAUACCUAACCACGAUGAGGUGCUUUUUGCCUUUGAGAGCAUCACGAAUGAGGCUCGGAAUAUGAAGUUGAACCUGGGCAGGAAAGAAAAUCGGGAGAGCUUCUUACAAACAUAUGGUCAAUUUCUCUCAAAGUCGACAAAAGACUCAAACCAGACACUCCUUCAUAUGAUUGCAAACACGGUGGGACACAAAUCGUUGACUCGCUGUGUCAUCAAGUUCGACAAGACCUUGCUGUACCGCGUGGACGAUUCAAGCAAGACUCCUCUGCAUAUCGCUAUCGCCAAAAAGAACCAUACGUUCAUCGAAAUGGUCCUGGAUGAGAAGAAAUCGAGGGAUGACCUUGAUUCACUGCUCCGCAUUACUUGUGAGCACAGGAGAAACUGCAUACAUACGGCCAUCUAUCACAACCUUCAGCACCAGCUUACCAUAAAGUUGAUUAAACGAGCAUCCGAAGAGACACUUCGCGCCCCAGAUCAAAGCGGCUUGACACCCUUGCACCUGGCAGUCGACUACAAAUAUGCAUCAGAAGCACAAUUAAAGAUUGUUGUGGCGCUUCUUGCUCACGGAGACAGUGCCUUGGAUAAGUAUACCAAAGAACCUCAAAACCUAUCCGUCUAUGAAUACCAAGACCAUACACAGCGUCUCUGGCGGAAACAAUUCGAGGUGCCAGCUUCCGCUCGUAUUGGGGAGAGAAAGCAAGUUGAAUCCAGAGAGGACCAAGGCCAAGACGGUGAACACGCUGGAUCCAGGCCCAAAGGAGGGUUGGAGCAUGUUAGUGGGAGAAGUCGCAUCUCUCAACAGCCAGGCAAAGACGGCCACGGAGGGCUACAUCGAGGGCCUGAUAAUUUUCAUGCACGAGGAUCAGAGCAGACAGAUGUAUCCUCUUCAAUCCACACUUCAAACGCAAAUGGACUCCAUGGAGCUGAGAACGGAAGAACGCCGGUAGAGGCACCCGAAGGCUUCAAGCCUAUACAGAGAAGACAAACGGGUAUGGAGAACGUUGAAAAGCAGGCCCAGGAAGAGAAGCGCAAGAGCGAAUACGCAGAGAAGAUCCGCCAGGCAGUCAAGCUGCAUUAUCUCCGGACUACUCUGACGAUCAAUUCGAAGCCUGCCAGCAGAGACCAGCUCAAAGCUGUGAAGUUUCUUCAUGGCGCGAAUCUCAAUAACAUUAACUUAUGCUUCGACUACUCGGAGGCACCACCCGAGAUCUACGAGGAUUCUUUCAAACAGAGUUAUGACCAUAUCAACUUUGACCAAGUUCUACGCUAUGUUUCGUUCCGAAGAAUAGAGCUUCAGAAACCUCCUGUAUCAGCUGUAAAAGCAAGGCUAACUAGGAAUCGGACGCAGACGUCAAACAAAGGACGCGGUAGGGGUGAUCUCACUGUUUUCUUCAACUGGCUCAAGGGGAAGGGGGUCAAACACAUCCUUAAGGUGAUGGUGGAUGACCUGAAAGAUCCAUCACAUAGCGACAAGGCACUCGAGGAUUGUCUUCGACCUUUUGAGGUGGAGAUCCUUGACUGGACCAAGGUUGACUUGUGUCCAGAGACAAUCCUGACUGCUUGUCGGAAUGUGAGACAGCUCUAUUUGCGAUGGAGUGGUAACAGGGCCAUUUUGAGAGCUUGGAGUGAGCCUGAAGGGCUGGCGAAGCUAGAAAAGCUAGAGGCGGUACAUCUGGUAUACAGUGAAGAGCAGGCAUUGGAGUCGGCCGAUCGCAUCACUAUGUACGCAAAUGAUUUCGAGGAGCGGUUGAACGAAUCAGCAGCUGCAAACCCUAAAAGGACUCUUUCAAAUGACGAAGACGAUACUGGGGGAGUAAGACGUAUACUCGUCUUUAGAUGCAAAGCAGAUGUCCCAGGAAGUGAACGCAUCGUCCGAGAAGGGGCAUUUGCAAAAGCUCAAAGCGGCAUCAAUGAGAUGAGUCUACAGUCUAACAGAUGGUUGAACUGUAUGGACAAGUUUGCAGAUGAAUUACAGAAUACGUGCUCUGAGUUUGUCAAGCCUCAGAAUGGCAUCAAGGUCGCCCUCAUCGACGAUGGCGCUGAUCCCUAUGUUGAGUCUCUUCGUGGUAAAAUCUGGGGUGGAGAAACGUUCAGCAGAGGUUUCCCGCACGAAAAUGGACCAAGCCCUUACUAUAGGUCUACGAAGGGCCAUGGAACUGUUAUGGCGGAUAUGAUUUGCAGGCUUGAGACGCACACAAGUCUCAACUUGGCGACACAGACCCAUGGGAAGGAAUACAUCGCUGCUGAAAGCGCGGCUCUGGCUGUAAGGGCAGCGAUAGAUCAGAAGGUGGACAUCAUCUCAAUGUCCUGGACGGUCAAAGAAACAGUCGAGAACCGCGAUGGCGUCAAUACUUUCCGCCAAGCUAUCAAGGAUGCCCUUGACGCCGGUAUCCUCCUCUUCUGCGCCGCCGCCGACACCGGGGCCAUCGCAGAAGUCGAAUAUCCAUGGUCUUUCGACCAGCGGCGCAUCUUCCGCAUCGGCGCAGCCACUGCAGACGGCCGCGUAUGGGGUCCAACAGGCAACCCGCAGAGCCUAAGUUUUAUCUUACCUGGCCACAAGGUAGUAUCGCGAAAUCCACACCGAGAGGGGGCGUUACCAGAUGACUUUGAAGAACGCACCGGCUCAUCUGUGGCUACGGCUUUGGCAGCUGGUCUAGCAGCACUUAUAUUACACUGCGUCAACCUUGCUGUUGUUUAUGGUAAGGAACAUCCGUCCACUACAGCUGUUAGCGCCGAGGAUCUGGAGCGGCUUGCGAAUCACGAUGAUAUGUAUAAUGUACUUCGUGGUAUUGGGCUGGAUGAGGGGCAGCAGCGGUUUAUUGAGGUUUGGCGACGGUUUGAUCGCCCAGCGAAGGAACUGAAGGAGCCGAUGAGCGACAAGAUGGAUGCACUUGGGAUUGUGGCUAGACUGGCUCGAGAUCUUGUUCCUAGUGGGAGUAGCUAG
Molecule: messenger RNA, 3042 nt
Organism: Fusarium oxysporum Fo47
Lineage: Eukaryota; Fungi; Ascomycota; Sordariomycetes; Hypocreales; Nectriaceae
Exons: 5
Coding region: 1-3042 (1013 amino acids)
Biological process (GO): proteolysis
Molecular function (GO): protein binding; serine-type endopeptidase activity
Source: RefSeq, a predicted model, not a curated record